UCUCAUUCCAAAACAUGGAGACAGAUCUCGAUCAGCAUGGACCUGCUUUCCUCAAACACGGUCAAACCUCUCAGUCUUUGUCUCUUUCUGAUAUCUUCACUCUUAACGAUGGAUCUGUAACGCCUGUACUCAAGCCUGCAAAUCCUCCUGUCAGAGCUAAUGUGUUGUACAUGAGCCCCGAAUUCUCUCUCCCUAUCGCGGAGGCUGUCAAAAAUACUUUUAAUCCAUACUUUGAUAAAGCAAUCUGGUUUCAGAACUCUACUCUCUACCAUUUUAGCAUGUUUCAUGCCUCCCACCAUAUUCAACCUGUUCCGGCCACAAAAGAAGAGAUAGAAGCUGAAGCAUCUUCUGUUCAGGCUGUUGCAAGGACUCUCUGCCCUUUGAAAAUUGUUUUGGAUAGAGUGGUUUUGACUUCAACUGGGGUGCUCCUCGGUUGCUGGCAGGUCAACUCGGGGACAGACCCCAUAACUAUUCGCGCUAAGUUGAAGGAGGUGCUUCCACAUGCACCGCAGAAGCAGCUUUAUGAUGCUGCAAUUCUUCACACAUCAUUUGCAAGGCUCUUGGGACCCCCUAGAGCAUCACCUACGGAGCUGCCUGAAACAUCGGAAAGUGUCCAAUUUUUUCAUGAUCUGGUUAAUCGACUUAACCGUCAGAUCCGUGGAUUCAAGGCAGAGGUGUCAGAACUAUGGUACGUGGAGGAAUUUGAUCUGCUUGCUCUUGCUCUAAAUGGAAGAAUGAACACUCGAAAAUACAAACUUGGCUGCUCAAGAGCCUGAAGUUAGAAACCCACGAACAUGUACACACACGAAUGACACGAUGUUAUGAAUUGACUCUUCUUUUUUUCUCUGUAAUAUUUUAAGUUUUAUCCCAAAAGAUGUUAUGAUGGUAAUAAUAUUAAACCAGAGUUAUAUAUUGGAAAUCAAUUUCAUAAUUCAGUAUAAGUUAUUUUUUUGUUA
Molecule: messenger RNA, 956 nt
Organism: Arachis duranensis
Lineage: Eukaryota; Viridiplantae; Streptophyta; Magnoliopsida; Fabales; Fabaceae
Exons: 9
Coding region: 15-776 (253 amino acids)
Source: RefSeq, a predicted model, not a curated record